AUGACUUCACAAUUGAAUGAAUUAGUGGAAUUUCUGCAUUCACCACAACCUGCCGUAAGACAGAUUGCCAUUGAUAAUCUAGUUGGAUUUAGUGCUGGUCCCACUUCAAAAGUUUUCAAAAAUGAUAGCUACAGACCCAUUAAGGAUAUAAUAAAAAUGAUCAUGGAUCCAGAACACGGCACCCGUGUUAUUAUUCAGCAAGGUGUCACUAUAUUGGUCAAUUUAUCUGAAGACAAGUUAGUAAGAAAUAUUAUAUUGAGCGAUGACAAGAAGUUCUUAAAAUUUUUGGUUUGGAAAAUUGUCGAUUUAACCAAUCCAAAUGCCGAUAUAAUGUGUAUCUUAUUAAGCAACUUAGCCAAGGAUGACGGCAUUCUUGCUGUUCUGAAUAUCAAAAGGAAUUCAAGCGGUGAGGAGGUCGAUGAUGGUUUGAAGUUAGCAGCUUUAAAUAAAGAAGUUUUCAAAAGUUUGAGAGCCAUGGAUUGUUUAAUGGAUUGCUUUGUUAAGGGUUAUGAUAAAAAAUUAACAAAAUAUGCCAGUUUCAAUUAUUUAGCCUUUUUUUUUGCGGAUAUCUCGAGGUUUAAAUUGGGCAGGAUGUAUUUUAUUGAAGAGCAGGAAUACGAUGGGGUUGUUCCUAUUUCAAAAUUGCUAGUAUUUACCGAAAAAUAUGAUGCAAAGGUAAGAAGAGAAGGUGUCGCUUCCACAAUUAAAAAUUCCCUAUUUGAUUCUGAAACUCAUGAAAGGUUACUCAAAGAUGAAAAAAUAAACUUGUUGCCUUACAUCCUGCUACCUAUUGCUAGUGCUAAAGAUUCUGAAAUUGAUGAGGAAGAUAUGUUCAAUUUACCAGAUGAACUUCAAUUAUUACCAGAGGACAAGGAAAGAGACCCGAUUCCUGCAAUUAUAUGCUGUCAUUUAGAAAGUAUUCUUUUGCUAUGUACAACGCAUGCUGGAAGAGAAUACUUAAGAGACAAGUCCGUUUAUCCACUAGUGAGGGAGCUGCAUAAAAACGUUGAGAAUGAAGAUAUUGGUGAAUUAUGUUACAGAAUUGUUAAUAUGUUAAUGAGAGGCGAGCCAGGUGCGGGAGCAGUGGAAGAGAUGCCAUCAAAGAAUGCGGAAGAGGAAGAAGAGGAGGAGAGUGAAGAAGAAGAAGAUGACGACGAAGAAGAUGAAAUUGUCGAAGUGGCCUAG
Saccharomyces cerevisiae S288C is the source of this 1185-nucleotide messenger RNA. It is a transcript of the gene HGH1, whose product is annotated as Hgh1p. The record is from RefSeq and is marked reviewed. NCBI's taxonomy places the organism in Eukaryota, Fungi, Ascomycota, Saccharomycetes, Saccharomycetales, Saccharomycetaceae. Bases 1 to 1185 code for a protein of 394 amino acids. The transcript has a single exon. Gene Ontology annotation, cellular component: cytoplasm.